Chilo suppressalis (striped riceborer) is the source of this 8733-nucleotide messenger RNA. The record is from the annotation of a GenBank genome assembly. NCBI's taxonomy places the organism in Eukaryota, Metazoa, Arthropoda, Insecta, Lepidoptera, Crambidae.
GUUAAAUUUGACAUAAGUUUCAUACAUUUUAUGUCAAAAUUUUAACGUCAUGCAUAAAAGGUGCACUCUGAUCCAUCUCUGAUCGCUAGUUUGGAACGCAGCUCAAAGACAUUAUCUUAGUAAUCUGUGGCCUCAUCUGCUGUCGGUGGCACGGUGGUGAUUGCAUGCAAUUGCAAGUAGUAAUCAAGUAAUCUUUGACUUUGGUAUUUUUCUGUGGAUUAUGAUAUUUUCAUUAAUUUCGCAAAUGUGUCGCUCAAACUCAUGAAUUAAAGUGUCUUGUGUUAAAAGAAGACUUUCUAAUUGUCAGUGAAUUGAUGUAUAUCAGGAAACAAGCAAUCUGCUGUGUAAUCCUUGAGAUCAAGAAAUGCUGCGCUUUCUCAGCAGAAGGGGGCGCUCGUCGAGCCAAAACCGCAACAAACAGGGUGCCAAGGCAUCCAUAAACAAAAAUUUUAUACAAUGUAAAGUAAUGUUACUUGAUGACACUGAUUUAUCUAUUAAUUUGUCUAAGAAAGCGAGUGCAGGCGAUCUCUAUGAACAAGUAUUUUAUUCUUUGGAUUUAAUAGAGAAAGACUAUUUUGGUCUUCAAUUUACUGACACUCAUAAUGUUAAGCAUUGGCUCGAUCCUACAAAGACUAUCAAGAAACAAGUUAAAAUAGGGCCACCAUAUACACUGAGGCUGAAGGUAAAAUUUUAUUCAUCAGAGCCAAAUAAUCUCCGAGAAGAGUUGACACGAUACCAAUUCUUUUUGCAGCUAAAGAAAGAUAUUUUAGAAAGCAAACUUGAAUGUCCACAUUCAACUGCUGUGGAAUUGGCUGCUUUAGCACUACAGUCGGAGCUAGGAGACUUCGAUGAAGCUAUUCAUACACCUGCCACUGUUUCUGAAUUUAGAUUUGUGCCUAAUCAAACAGAAGAAAUGGAAAUAGAGAUUUUAGAGGAGUAUAAGAAAUGCAAAGGACUAACACCAGCUCAAGCUGAGGUAAAUUAUCUAAAUAAAGCUAAGUGGUUAGAAAUGUAUGGUGUUGAUAUGCACAUUGUAUUGGGUAAAGAUGGAUGUGAAUACCAUCUUGGAUUAACUCCUACAGGAAUUUUAGUUUUUGAAGGUCCACAAAAAAUAGGACUCUUUUUUUGGCCUAAAAUUAGCAAACUCGAUUUUAAAAAGAAAAAGUUAACUUUAAUAGUAGUUGAAGAUGAUGAUCAAGGACGAGAACAAGAACACACAUUUGUAUUUCGAUUACAUAAUGAGAAAGCUUGUAAACACUUGUGGAAAUGUGCUGUUGAACAUCAUACUUUCUUCCGUUUAAGAGCCCCAGUCAAAGGUCCAUCAGCCAGGCAAAACUUUUUCCGAAUGGGAUCUAGGUUCCAAUACUCAGGUAAGACAGAGUACCAGACUACUCAGCAAAACCGUGCUCGUCGCACUGUUCAGUUUGAAAGACGACCGAGUCAACGUUUUGCUCGACGACAAAGUCAUGUGUUGAGAGAACGUGAAAAACAAAAUACUUCCGUAAAACCUGAAGCUGCUGCUUCGCCGGAGGUAGCACCAGAAAUACCAAGCACAACUUCUGAGAUCGCUUUGCUUGUGCCUGAUACUGAGACCUUGUCAAGAAAGAGCAGCGCCAAAUCACAAAAAUCCACUGUCACAGAAAAUGACUCUAAAACAAACGAGAUCGGUGAAUCUUCCACAAAGAAACUUCUUACUGAUGAUAUAGCUGAAGAAGUGCACAUGUCUAAGAAUGAUGCUAUUAGCAAUAAUGUAUUCCAGGUUGAAAAGCCUGUAAUAGAAGAGAAACGAAAUAAUUUAACUCAACUUGUUAUUAAUAAACCUUCCUGUAAUUGUUCACCAGUUACAGAAUCGAAUCCAUUGAACGACCUUCUCAUGAGUCUAGUAAAAGAAAAGUUAAAUAACGAUGAUUCUAAAAAUGAGGUGAAGAAAGACCAACUUGAUGGUGGAAAUGUAAAGGAAUUGCCAAACAAUCAAGCUAAAUAUUUCUUGUCCACUAAAGCGUUACCACCUGGUCAGUUGAAGUGUAAUAAUAUUUUGAAAGCACGCGAAAGCGAAGUUAAGAUUAUUAAUGAAUCUCCAAACAUUAACUUCUCUUUGCCAUCUACACCUUCGCCAAAAAUAUUAAACGAACCUCAGGUAGCAGCUGCUUCUAACUCUCAAUACGUUUCUAUAGUUGUAGUAGAGCCACCUCAUUCUCAAGCGAAGUUAGCUUCCCCAAAACCGAUAGAACGUAAGGAGGAAGUUGCUCCCAAGACCCAACCUAUAUCGUCCUUGUCGCCGUGGCUAGUUACUUCAGAACCAAGUUCUCCUUCAGGUAUUGGUGAAAAAGAUAUAACAAUUAUUCAUAGAAAAUCAGUUAUAACUACUCAACUUUAAGAUGUGCCUACUGAGUUUUUGCAUCAAAAAUGCGAUGUAUUGAAAUUUACUUUAUCUUUUGUGGGGUUACAAACAGACUCGUCGUAGAUCGUAGUACUCCAUAUUUAUUAUUGAUAUUGGUAUAACUUUUCUCGAAUUCUGCAGAAGCACAGAUCAGGUGAUUACAAUCUGAAAUUUCUUUGAAAUUAGUGCCUUACAAUCAUAGAUGUAUUACCGACUGAUGUGUGAUGAAGCUUAUAAUUAUAAUAAAUAUUGUAAUGGGUAAUUUUAUAAUGUUCCUUUUAAGGUGCUCUGAAAUUAUUAUAAGUAAUUUCAGUUCUACUUUUCAAAAUAAAUUUACGAUAUUGUAUGAAGUAUAUUUAUAGGUAUUAGACAAUUUUGGUCUCUGCUCGUUUUUAUCAUUUCGCUUUUAAGUUUCGAAGGAAACUAUAAGCGAGAUGUCUAUUUUAUUGAUAUUUCUUGUUAUUUACUUACAUAAAGUAAUUAGUUUAUUGGAAAAAUUAUAUCAAUUAUAACGGCUAACAUUUUUGUUGUGCACUUGUACUUAGUUCGGUAUUAUACUUUAUUUUAAUACAAUUACUUCGAAUAUAUAUAUUUCUUCACAUUUCACAUUCCGUCCUUUGUUAAUUUUCUACUGGUACAUGUUUGAAUGUUGGUUCAGGGGAUAUGUGUGCUGUGCGUCAUUCAAUGAUGCGAUGUAGUUGCAAUUACUAUAGUAAAACAGGAAGAUUAAGACUUAUGAUUUUGUUUAGAUUCAUAUUUUGUACUUUUGAUUGUAGUGAUUUUCCUUUUGGAAUAACACAGUUUAGUUCAGUCUGUACUUAAAAUUAUAAUUAGAAAUUACUUUUAUUACUUCCGUUAUUGGGCAUGCAUAAAAGUGAUGUGUGAUGAAAUUACAGUAGUUUUGCACUUAAUAACUAUUUUUUGAUUUAACUGUUUUAUUACAUUCAAUAAAUAGUCAAUUGAGCCGUCCUUUUCCCAUAUGUAGUUCCAUCAUUUUAUUCGCCUUCGUAAAUUAUAUUUAGUACAAUAAGUUAACAGUAUUAUGAGACAUAAUUACUCGAACAGGGUGCCAUAUGAAAAGUAAAAUCUGAUGUGAAAAUAUUUCAGUGACACAAAAUAACAUUAAAUUUUCAAAAUAGUAUAAUGAACUGUGCCAACGUACGCCUUUUUAUUUAUAAGGUAAGGAUUAAAUAAUGAUGAAUGAAGGUGCUUGGGAACAAUUUUAUGUAGUCAAACUUUUAUUCAAAAAUAUAUCUAGAUUUAAUUAGUCUAUAAGUAAACUAAUGUGUUAUAGUAGAUUUACAUUGAUACAGUAGCUGACGCCAGUCUCGCUUGUAUGCCAGCACUGGGAUCGUGCAAACACCAUUUAGGUGCAGUCCAGCCGUGGGCUUGGAGUUGAGUAGACCGGCUGCUUACUUUUUGGUCUUGUGAUGGCUCUCCAAAUUUGCACACCUUGUCAGCGGCUCUAGAUAAAUAAAUGUACUAAUAUUAUAAAGAGGUAAAGGAGACGGAUCAGAAGUGGUAGUCGGUUUUCUGACCAUCCAUAAGUCAUGUCAUAUUUUCAGUCUGCGGCAGUUUGUAAUAUCACCUCAAUCACUAUGUCAAAUAGUCCAGUCAUACAUGAUAUUCGUGAAAUUGUGGUGAAAUUAUUAUGAUUUGGCUUAUCUUGAAACAAAACAGCCCCAAAAUACCUAAUACUUAAUAGAAUGAAAGAUGAACACAAUAAUAAUCACUGCUUCAGUUACCUAUUGGAUAGAAUAUAUUUGAUGCUUUUUCAGCAAACAGUAGAUAAAUAAACUUGCAAUAUGCCAAUCAAUAAUUAUGAAGGGAAUUUAAAAUUAUAACUAUUAUUGUAAACAAAAUGGGGAUUCUAGUUUUUUGUCAAAUUAUUCACAAUUAAGUGCACUGCAUGACCUAAAAAUUUGGAGAAUGCCGGAGACUCGCUACCAUCCUCCAUACAAAUUAGAACCGUCUCCUUUUAUGAAUAAUUGUGAGUUUGUGACAUUGUAGGGGGUAAUCUCUGACUACUGGACCUAUUUGUAGGUCUUUUAUUCAAAGUAGCCACCACAAAAAAUCCAAGGCGCUUGCUACCACUAUAAUAUAAACUUCGAUCAAUGCUGGAAGAAUGAAAUCUGGUAAAUUAACUAGCGCCGUUUAAAGGCUACUGAAUCUAAGUACCAGCUACUGUAUUAAUGUAAUUAAUAAAGAUAAAUCACAGUAAAGCCAUCAAAGUAGAGUACGUUUGAAUAACUAUUUGGUUUCAGUUUUAUUUAUAUCGUUGUGUUUUUCAACACUGGCAACUGGCAGCAAAUCAAAGUACCCUACUUUUUAUUUAAAAAAAAAAUAUCUCUUUUGGUUCAAUAUUAUCUCUAAUCAAACUAUAAUCUCGAAACACAUUAUGUAUUAAAUGGACAAUGUACUUAAUUAAUCCUUAUUUUUUAUUACAAUUGCUAUACAUUCCAUUGAAAUAAAUAAUGUUUUAUUAUUACCAACAUUGUGAUUUUUAGUAGAACAAUUUAAUUUAGAAAAGAUUUUUCAAUUCCUUUGUUCGUUUCUAUUUUAAAUCAUUAUCUUGAUUAUAAGACUAUUUUUAUAGAAUCUAUCACAUUGGCUUAAAUCGUUAUCCCAAUUAUUUUUUUUAUGAAUUUUUAUUCCAUAAUUAAUAUUACGAUUAUUACGACAAUGAAUUUAUAAUCUAUUAUGUAUUAUUAUGCUGGACAAUAAAUAUUAUUAACGUUAUAUAUAAUUAAAUCGAAUGUUUCAUUUACUUAGCCUAUUCAUUAUCCAUGUUUACCAUUUUCAGAGAGAAAAUAAAAUCACUUAUUUGUUCCUAGGAAGGUAUAUUUAUUCUUGAACUAGGGCGCAGAACACACGUAAAAGUCGUAAGACGCAGACGGGGCGCGGAUAUUGUCGGUUUCAUACAAAAUGAAGGAGCGACGGUCGUGUCUGCGCCCUGUCUUUAUUUUGCCACGUGAUGUUACUAUACGUUUUAUAUGAAAAGGACGCUGAAGAGACGUGGACCGCGUCUCCGUCUUACGUCAUCUGUGUCUGUCUCGUGCGGCGCCUAAGGAUAUUACUUAGUCAAAAUUUCAUAAUUUUUAUGCAAUAAUGAAACAUAAAUGCUAUUAAAUAUUGAAAAGCAAGACUUCCUCUGCGCCAAGUAGUCGAUGAAUUGAAUAGGAGUUGAAAGUAAAACCAACUUUUAUAUCCUAAUUUUACCCACUGUUAUAUUUUCGCGACGUAAGUAGCUCGUCCUUUCUUGAGUUACUUACUAUUUAUCCCCAUACCAAAAUUCAUUAAAGUCAGUUUAGCGAUUAGAGUCGUAAAGACAACGAUAUUUAAUACCCUAUCGUUGGUAAGGGUAACAGGCUGCAAAAGUAGUUUAUAAAUUCCUAUAUUAAUAAUAUGGAUUAAACAAGAGCUUAGAUACCAUUAAUUAAAGUCAAAUGAUUGUACCACGACUGUACUAUGUAGUUCGUGAUUUUAACUCUAUGGUUAAAAUACCAUGCCGUCGUGUCCAUGUGACAUGGAAAUGUCACUGCCACUAUGACUGCUGUGAUUGCCAUUCACUCAACCGAGGAUUGUGGGAUACACACCUGAGAUUCAAAUAUUUGUACCUUUGAUUGCUCAUCGAUAUUUAUCACAUAUUUUGGUAGGUAGCUAGUAUAAUUGCGUGAUUUGCAUUCACGCGCGAAGGCCACAGAUAUAGUACCUACACGAGCCUAGAAAAUGUCCUCGGACAAAUCCCAAUCAGAAGCAGAAAAUCUUUUCUCUUUUAAACGUUAUUUUAUUAACAACUUGGAUUCAUAUCAUGGCCAAUACAUUUUGAAAGAGCUAACUAAAGUGCUCGAAAAGAACACCGCAUUAUCUACGAAACCGACAUCUCUUACCAUCUUGGGGGAAGAUGCCGAACCAAUACCGCCUCCUCUGCCCGAGCAGAUGUAUGAAAUUAUUGGUACAGUGUCAGACACCAAUCUCAAGGACAUUGAUAAUGUUGCCAGAAUUAUACCUAAAUCCGAAUGUAUACCACAUAUGUUAACUAGUGGCACGGUCGUGUUCGAUAUUAGUUAUGACCGGGAUGAACUUCAAAUCGCUAUGGAUUACAUCAAAGUUUUAAAGGCCUUGCUCGAGAAACAAACUCCUACUGCUGGAGCGAAUACUGCAGAUGAUGACGAAGGAGCUGGCGAGUCCAAAAAGCGAUAUGUGAUAUUGAUAUCAACGGUCUUGACAUGGGCUAGCACUAAGCCAUUGGACCCGGACACACCUGAUAUGCCAUUCAUAGAAACUGAUUUUCGCAAAAGAAAGCCUCAUCCGAAUUACAAGUUACACUACGAUAUCGAAAACGAAGUUAUUGGAAUAGCCAGGAAAUAUAAAUCUCAAAUUGGGGCUUUGGUGGUAACGACUGGCGUGACUUACGGAGGAUAUGAAGAUGUGUUUUUUUAUUGGUUCCAAAAGGCAUGGGAAUGUGAAAAAUUUCUACCGAUUCUCGGCCGUGGCAACAAUGUGGUACCCAUUAUAAAUGUCCUGGAUCUAGCUCAAAUAAUUUACAAUUUGAUAACGGACUUUCCGAAAAAGUUAUACAUAUCAGCGGUGGAGCAGAAUGUUACGAAGCAACGAGAGAUAGUGAAACCACUCGGCCGCAUUGCUGGUUCUGGAAUGUUUAAAUGCAUACCAAAAGAAGACGCCUUUUUGAUCCCCGAGAUAAAUCAAAGAAUUUAUGAUUUGAUGACCGUGAACAUAAAUAUGGAGCCGACAUUCAUUGUCGAGACGAUGGCCCUGCAGUGGACAUCCGAUAUGACUUUCGCUGAAAACGUUCCAGCUCUUAUGAAGCAGUUCAAAAAGGAAAGAGGACUGAAACCUUUUAAGAUAAUAGUAUACGGGCCUCCUAUCAUCGGUAAGACGACGCUAUCGAAGCUGAUCGCCGAGGCUUACGGCCUAGUGUAUAUUUCCCCGGAGACGGUGGCUCAAGAUAUAAUGGAAGAUUUGGCUUGGCGGGUAAGUCACUGGGAGGUGGGUGAAACGACAGCCUUGCCCGUGCCUACUGGCGAGGAGGAAGAUCCGGCUGCGGAUGCUGAUGAAGACCUCAGCGACGAGGAGGGCGUACAGGAGACCGCGCGACAGACCCUGGCCAUGUUGAGAUCCGGCAGACCGCUCUCUGACGAAGAAAUCCUGGGAUAUCUACGUCAGAGGCUAUUGUGUCGUGAAUCUAUGAAUAGAGGUUGGGUUCUUGAUGGAUUUCCCACUAACUUGGCGCAAUGUGCUUCUCUGUUUGAGAAGGCUGACGAACAAGACUCGGAAGCGGACGAAGAGAAUGGAGAGGAACAGUUUGAAGAAGAUGUCGAUUUAUACAGCAACAUCUUAAGAAAAAUAUUACCAGACGUUGUCGUGUCACUGGAGGCGACCGAUGACUUUAUUUGUGAGAAGGCCAUGCGGCAACCCGAAGGUGACUCACGACUAGACGAGGAAACCGUUUUGAAGCGUCUGACUGAAUUCAGAACUGGGGAUACCCGUGACGUCACACCGCUUAACUUCUUCGACGAGCUUGAUAUACAUCCUUUGGUCGUGCCAGUUAAGGAACACACCGAUUACUCCAUGAAGGCACCGUAUGCUGCGGUCACGCUUCGCAUGGGACGCCCCUGCCGCUAUGGAAAACUGUUGGCACUCAUUGAAGCUGCAGAAAAGAAAGAAAGAGAGGAAAUCGAGACUUUACGUACUAAAGAAGCUAGAGCCAUGAAAGAAUUGGAACAGAAGUUGAAAGAGGAACGUGAAGAAAAAAUGGAAUAUUGGACUGAGCUUUACGCAUUGAUGCGCGAAGAAGAGGAAGCUGCGCUGGCGGCGGCGGGUGAACCGAUGCGAAACUAUUUAGUGCACCACAUCUUCCCGACACUUACACAAGCUUUGCUUGAAGUAGCCAAGCUGCGCCCCAAAGAUCCUGUUGAUUUCUUGGCUGAAUACCUGUUCAAAAUGAAUCCUAGCGGCAAAAUGCUCGAGCCCGGAUACAAUCUUCAGGCAGAAAAAUUACUGGGAAAGAUCAAAAUACUUGAUGAUGCUCUAAAAGAUCUAGACAUCAAGAUCGAACCUCUUCUACCCCAAGAAAAAGAAGAACCAGAAUCUUCAAAGAAGAAUAUUACUGUAAUGAGUGCACUGUGAAUUCUAAAUAUCUUUACCUACCUAUUUAGAUUUAUCAUUGUGAUUUUAUUUAAUAUUUUAUUAAUUAAAAUUUUGGAAAUUAACAAAAAGUGACUUGACUUUCUUCAAUUACCUACCUUUUUUAAAUUAAAAGGUUGGUUAACAAUCAUUUAUAGAAGCUUGCGAUACAAAAACUAUCACUCGCACCGUUGCCUACCCUGACC